Ochotona princeps (American pika) is the source of this 1739-nucleotide messenger RNA. RefSeq names its product transmembrane protein 271 (gene TMEM271). Bases 387 to 1517 code for a protein of 376 amino acids. Lineage: Eukaryota; Metazoa; Chordata; Mammalia; Lagomorpha; Ochotonidae. The transcript has a single exon. The record is from RefSeq and is a predicted model, not a curated record.
CAGACCCGCGGCUGGAGGCGCAUCCCGGGCGAGGCGAAGGAGCUGGUGCGGGCACGGGAGGGCGGUGCCAGGGCGAGGCGCGCCGGGCCACGGUGGGGGGAGCUGAGCGUCCCGGGAGCGGCGCCGCGGGCUGUGAGGAGGGGGCGCGCGCGCCCUGCGGUGCUCCGCGGUGCAUCGGUUCCCGGCGCGGGGUCGCGGCGGCAGCGGCGGCGGGAGGCGCGGGAUGCGGACUCCGGCGGCGACGGCGGCGCGGGCCCGGCAGGACGCGGGAGGAUGAAGAGGAGGCCGGCAGUCCGGCCGCGCGGCGCCGGGAGGAGGCGCAGGCGGCGGGGGCGGCGGCGGGCGGCGGCGGGCGCGCGGGGCGCGGGCCGGCUCGGGCGCGGAGGAUGAAGUGGAGCGUCCGCGGGGCCUGCGCCGCGCUCUCCUCCUGCCUCCUGCUCGCCUGCGCGCUCAGCGCCGCCGCCGUCGGCCUCAAGUGCUUCUCGCUGGGUUCGGAGCUGCGCGGGGAGCCGUUCCGGUUGGGGGCAGCCGCCGGCGCCUUCUACUCAGGACUGCUGCUGGCUGCCGGCCUCUCGCUGCUCGGCGCUGCCCUGCUCUGCUGCGGGCACCGAGAUGCGCCCCUCGCAGGGCCGGGCCCGGGGCUGGGGCCGUCCGCGGCCGCGCCGGGGGCUCCGGAGGCCGCGCCAGGCGAGCCGGGGCCAGGGCCGGGGUCGGUGGCAGUGGCAGUGGAGCCCGCGGCACCUGGGCGCGGCCAGAACCUGCUGCUGUUGGGCGUGCUGGUCUUCAUGCUGGGGGUCCUGAGCGCCUUCGCGGGCGCCGUGAUCGACGGGGACACCGUGUCCCUGGUGGAACGCAAGUACUCCCACUACUGCCUGCCCCCGCGCGCGCCCGCCGCCGCUGCCCCCGGCCCAGGCGCGCCGCGCGCCCGCGCUGCCCUGGACAGCGCCACGUCCGCCAAGUGCCGGCAGCUCAAGGACUACCAGCGCGGCCUGGUGCUCUCCACCGUCUUCAACUCGCUCGAGUGCCUGCUGGGCCUGCUCAGCCUCCUGCUGGUCAAGAGCUACAAGUCCUCGCAGGCCCGGCGCGGCCGGCACGGCCGGCGGCGGGCUGGCCGGGUCCUGGCACGGCCGCGCAACGGCAGCGGUGGUGGCGGCGUCGGCCCCGGGCUCCGCGUGCAAACGCCGGCUUCCCGGGCGCGGAGGGGCCGGCGCGGCCGGCGGGGGCGGCGGCUGCAGCCGCGGCCGAGCGAGGCCUGCAUCCUGGCCCCGGAGGAGUCGGACCUGGCCAACCCCGGAGACUGCCCGGCCUUUGCCGCGCUGCACGCCGUCUCCUACAUCAACGUGAGCGCCCUCCACGCGUGCGAAGAGGCGGGCGUGGAGGUGCGUUGCGGAGGGCAUCCGUCGGUGGAGCUGCCCGGCUACGCUCCCUCGGACCCCGACCUCAAUGCCUCCUACCCUUACUGCUGCCGGCCGCCCUGCGAGGUGGCGCGCCCCUGGGAGCCAGGCCGGGUCUGCUGAGCGCCCAGGCGGCCGCGCCCCCGGGCCAGGGAGGGGGGCGCUCCUGUGUCUCGGUGUCGGGUCCCGUGCUGGCGUCCGCGGUCGCGGGGCUUGGCUGGCGCGGACGGAACCGGAGCUGGCCGCGGCUCGCGCAGUGGCCCCUUGUCCACGGAUGUGCCUGCUUCUGUCCGCUCUUUCUUACCGUCCCGCGCCCCGUGAGCGGUGAACACGUUUGUAAAUUGA